AUAGUCUAGAUUAUUCUGUAUGAGAUCUUUUAAAAGCAAUGCUCCCUUGCUGAGGGGUUCAGUUAUUAAAAAUCACGUGAAGCAUACGUUUUAACCAUAAUAAACAACACACUCCGAAAAGUAUCAACAAUUGAAGUUUACCAAGAUGACGAAAUUAACUUUGUCACCCCAAGAACUGAAAGAAAAAGGAAACGAAGAGUUUCAAAAAGGAAAUUGGGAUGAAGCAUUGGAGUAUUACACCAACGCUCUAAAAUUAUCCAACGAAGAGAAUUUAGAAAAAUCCAUCUUUUACAAAAACCGAGCUGCUGUUUAUCUCAAACAAAAGGAAUAUGAAAAUGCCAUGAAAGACUGUGAUGCAGCUUUGAAAAUUUCCCCAAAUGAUCCAAAAGCUUUAUUCAGAAGAUGCCAAGCCUUAGAAGCACUAGGAAGAUAUGAAGAAGCCUACAGAGAUGCUCGUUUUGUUAUCAAUGUUGAUCCGAAUAAUAAAGCAAUCCAACCAGUAUUAGCAAGACUUCAUGAAAUAGUUCAAGAACGUUACAGAGAAAACUCUCGUACCAGUGCUAAAGUUGCUCAGAUGUUUGAACUAGCUUUCAGUAUGGAAACUAGUAAAGAAAAACGAGAAACUGCUUUUAAUAAUCUACUGGUUCUUUCUCGUGAGCAUGCUGGAGCUGAGAUUAUGUUCAAAGAAGGAAUGGUACCUAAAAUAAUGAAGUUACUUAAAAUAGAAAAGAAUAAUGACGAGAUUAUCAUCGCAUGUAUAAGAAUUAUAGCUGAGUUAUGUAAAGAAAAUAUCGACCGGACGUCAGCAGCUAUCAAAGAAAUAGGUCUUCCUUGGUUUUUAGAAAUGUUGAAUAGUAAAAAUGAAGAAAGAGUCAAUGCGGCUCAACACUGCAUGCAGACUGUCUUAAAUAGCUACAGUGGUAUGGACAACAAGCCAGACUCGAAACCAAAAAAAGAAAUGUGUGAAAAGUACAAAAAUGAAAUUGACACCAUGCUGACAUGCCUGGUAUUCAGCAUAACAAAUCGAACAAUUACUGGUCUUGCUCGUGAUGCAAUCAUUGAAUUGAUCAUGCGAAACGUGCACUACACAGCUUUGGAUUGGGCAGAACGAUUGGUUGACAUCCGAGGACUUCAACGAUUAAUGGAAGUUGCGAGCGAAUUGGAAGAAUAUAAAUAUGAAUCUGCAAUGAACAUUACACCAUCAACAAGAACUGUGACGAGUGUUUGUUUAGCUAAAAUUUAUGAAAAUAUGUAUUACGACGCUGCUAAGGAAAAAUAUUGUGCGGCGAUUGAUGAAUAUGUCAAAGAGAUGCUUUUAGCUCCAGAUACUGAGUCGAAAGUUCGUGUAACAGUUGCCAUAACGACAUUAUUACUUGGUCCAUUAGAUGUUGGAAAUUCAAUUGUAGCUAGAGAUGGAAUUCUACAGAUGAUUUUAGUGAUGGCUAGUACUGAUGAUCUUCUUCAACAAAAAGUCGCUUGCGAAUGUAUCAUAGCUGCAGCAUCGAAAAAAGAUAAAGCUACAACAAUUAUCAAUCAAGGAGUGAAGAUUUUGAAGAAGUUAUAUCAAUCUAAAGACGAUUCCAUUCGUGUCAGAGCUUUAGUUGGUUUGUGUAAACUUGGCAGUUCUGGUGGAACUGAUGUUACAAUCAGACCUUUUGCUGAUGGAGCUACGAAGAAGUUAGCAGAAGCUUGUCGCAGGUUUCUCAUCAACCCUAAGAAAGACAAAGAUAUGCGAAAAUGGGCAGUAGAAGGUCUUUCUUACUUGACAUUUGAUGCUGAAGUUAAAGAAAAAUUGAUAGAAGAUAAAGAAGCUAUUCAAGCGAUGAUUGAAGUCGCUAAAACAGGCGACAAAUCAGUAGUUUAUGGUGUCGUCACUACUAUUGUAAAUCUAUGUAAUGCAUAUGACAAACAAGAAAUAAUUCCAGAAAUGGUUGAGCUGGCAAAGUUUGCUAAACAUCAUAUUCCUGAAGAGCAUGAGCUUGAUGAUCCUGAUUUUGUCAAUAAGAGGCUAAUAGCUCUAGCUAAAGCUGGUGUUACAUCAGCUCUUGUCGCUUUAUCUAAAACUGAUAGUCAGAACAGUAAAGAAUUAAUCGCUCGAGUGUUCAAUGCAAUUUGUAGUCAACCUGAAGUUCGAGGUAUUGUCGUCCAGCAAGGUGGUGCUAAGGCUCUUCUACCUUUGGCAUUAGAUGGAACUGAUAAGGGUAAAAAGCAAGCAGCACAAGCCCUGGCGAGACUUGGUAUCACAAUGAAUCCUGAAGUAGCUUUCCCUGGUCAAAGGAUAAUGGAAGUGAUCAGGCCUCUGCUUAAUUUGUUAAGUCCAGAGUGUUCAGCAUUAGAGAAUUUUGAAGCUCUGAUGGCUCUCUGUAAUAUCGCUAGUAUUAAUGAUAAUGUUAGAAAACAUAUUCUAAAAGAAGGAGCUUUUGCUAAAAUUGAAACUUACAUGUAUGAAGAUCAUUUAAUGCUACAACGUGCUGCGACUCAGGUUGUCAACAAUUUAGUUAUGUGUGAAGAAGCCAUCAAAUUUUUCGAAGGUGAAAAUGAUAGAAUCAAGUAUCUGAUUAUUCUGUCAAGUGAUGAAGACCUUGAUACUAGUUUAGCAGCGUCAGGAGCACUCGCCAUGAUCACAGCAUCCAGUAUUAAAGCUUGUAAUAAAAUUUUCGAAUCGAAACAUUGGCUAGAGUCCAUCCAUUACUUAUUAGCUAAUCCCAAUUCAGAUCUUCAACAUAGAGGUGUUGUGAUUGUUUCAAACAUGAUCAAUAGCCAUAAAGAAAUAGCUACUAAAGUCAUUGAAACUGAUAUUAUGGAAAUCUUAAUGGCCAUCACCAAAAGUGAAACUGUGGAAAAUAAAAAAGUAAAAGAACUUGCAGCUGCUGCUUUGGAAGCUGCUGCUAAAUGGAAACUUAUUGAAAAACAACCAGAAGAAUCAAGACCUAGUGAUUCUAACGCUAAUUCCAAUUCAUUAGAAUCCGUAGAAUAAGCGAAAAUUUGAUCUUGUUUUAUUAUAUAUACAUAGAACAUAUGUAUUUACUUAUUUAUAUAUAUUUUUUGUAAAUAUAUAUCGUGCAAUAAGAAGUUAUUUUGAUAAGAAACUAAUUCUUUGAUUGUAGAAUAAAGAAUUUUUAUUUAUAAUCUCUUGUACUUAAAAUUAUUUCAUGAAAAAAAAAUAAUUUGUAUAUCUUUUACAAAUAAAGAAUUUGCCUUAAAUCAUCGUCGUUUUCUUUUA
Chelonus insularis is the source of this 3223-nucleotide messenger RNA. RefSeq names its product unc-45 myosin chaperone (gene unc-45). Bases 146 to 2977 code for a protein of 943 amino acids. Lineage: Eukaryota; Metazoa; Arthropoda; Insecta; Hymenoptera; Braconidae. The transcript has 3 exons. The record is from RefSeq and is a predicted model, not a curated record. Gene Ontology annotation, cellular component: cytoplasm. Gene Ontology annotation, molecular function: Hsp90 protein binding.